GGCUGCAGGGAUGCAGUAACCAAACCCUGCUGCAGCAAUUUCAAGCACCUUCAACACAGUCCCUAUUUAAGAUGUGAUGAAUCUUUAAACAUUUUGUAUCCCCCACCUUGCUGCAAGCGGAAGACGCCCCCUUUCCUUCACACUCCUAUUUCCUCGCUCUCUCCCAUGCUUCCUCCCUCCUGUGCUUUCUCCAUUCUGCCUCAACCUUGACUGGAUCGUCUGUUGGGAUGUCAGCAGUGGACAAUAGGCUGCACACGCCCUCCUAUUCUGUAGGAUGCUAAGACUGCAUUAGCCCCUCAAAUUCUGAUGAAGCAAUAAUGGGGGCUGCCUAAUUCUACACCCUUGCUACAGUUAAUUGGUGCCAGUGAGUGUGGCACCCUUGUUGAAUGUUGCUCACCAUGGCAAAGCGAGAGUCCAGCAGCAGCCCUGUGGUCCGGCAGAUUGACAAGCAGUUCCUAGUGUGCAGUAUUUGUCUAGACCACUACCACAACCCAAAAGUAUUGCCCUGCCUGCACACCUUCUGUGAAAAGUGUCUGCAGAACUACAUCCCCCCUCAGUCUUUGACACUGUCCUGCCCGGUGUGCCGACAGACCUCCAUCCUGCCUGAGAAGGGUGUGGCUGCCCUGCAGAACAACUUCUUCAUCACAAACCUAAUGGAGGUGCUGCAGCGUGACCCCGAGUGUGCUCGGCCUGAGGCCUGCAGUGUCCUGGAGUCUGUGAGCGCCGUCGCCGCGGGCAAACCACUGUGCUGCCCCAACCACGAGGGCAAGGUGAUGGAGUUUUACUGCGAGUCCUGUGAGACAGCAAUGUGUUUGGAAUGCACAGAGGGGGAGCACCGGGAGCAUGUGACUGUGCCGCUGCGAGACGUGCUGGAGCAGCACAAGGCAGCACUGAAGAACCAGCUUGAUGCCAUAUGCAACAGGCUACCCCAACUGACAGCCGCCAUCGAGCUGGUGAAUGAGAUCUCAAAGCAGCUGACAGAGCGCAAGAACGAGGCGGUGAGCGAGAUCAGCAGCACCUUUGAGGAGCUGGAGCGAGCACUGCACCUGCGCAAGAGCGCCCUCAUCAGCGACCUUGAGAAUAUCUGCAGCACCAAGCAGAAGGUUCUGCAGUCCCAGCUAGCAUCUCUCCUCCAGGGCCAGGAGAACAUCCAGAGCAGCUGCAGCUUCACCGAGCAAGCCCUGAGCCAUGGAAGUGCCACUGAGGUUCUGCUGGUGCGCAAGCAGAUGAGCGAGCGGGUGGGCUCCCUGGCACGGCAGGACUUCCCUGAAAGGCCACAUGAAAAUGACCACCUUGACUGCGUGGUGGAGACAGAGGGGCUUCGGCGCUCCAUUCAGAACCUGGGCGUGCUCAUCACCACCAGUGCAGUGGGCCACACCAGCGUGGCGACAGGAGAGGGCCUCCGGCAUACCCUGGUGGGGCACCAGACCUCCGUGACAAUAACCACUAAGGACAAGGAUGGGGAGCUGGUGAAGACGGGCAAUGCCAUCCUGCGUGCUGAGAUUACAGCACCUGACGGCAGCUACACAGAGGCAGAGGUGGUGGACAACAAGAAUGGCACCUAUGAAGUAAUCUACACGCUGAAGUCUGACGGUGAAUUCUCCCUCUCGCUGCUCCUCUAUAACCAGCCUGUGCGUGGCAGCCCCUUCCGUCUGCGCUCUGUCAAGGCAUCCGACGUGCCACAGUCCCCAGAUGAUGUGAAACGCCGCGUGAAGUCGCCCAGCGGGGGUGGACACGUCCGUCAGAAAGCUGUCCGGAGACCUUCCAGCAUGUACAGCACAGGCAAGAAGAAAGAGAACCCCAUCGAGGAUGAUAUGAUUUACAGAGUGGGCACACGAGGCAGGGAAAAGGGAGAGUUCACUAACCUGCAGGGGAUUUCUGCCUCAGGGAACGGGAGGAUUGUGGUCGCGGAUAGCAACAACCAGUGUAUCCAGGUGUUCUCAAAUGAUGGUCAGUUCAAACUUCGUUUUGGGGUUCGAGGGCGCUCUCCCGGCCAGCUCCAGCGCCCCACUGGUGUCACUGUUGAUAUGAACGGUGACAUCAUUGUGGCUGACUAUGACAACAGAUGGGUCAGCAUCUUCUCUUCCGAUGGCAAGUUUAAGAACAAAAUUGGAGCUGGACGUCUAAUGGGGCCAAAGGGUGUGGCUGUGGAUAGGAAUGGCCACAUCAUCGCUGUGGACAACAAGGCCUGCUGUGUCUUCAUCUUCCAGUCCAACGGCAAGCUGGUCACCAAGUUUGGGGCACGGGGCACAUCGGAUAGACAGUUUGCAGAAAAAUGUGGUGCAAACGUUGCACUGGAGCAAAAGCUUAGUAAAUCUGGCCCAGUGUUCAGCCCUCACUUUGUUGCUGUAAAUAACAAAAAUGAGAUUGUUGUGACAGACUUCCACAAUCACUCGGUCAAGGUGUACAGUGCAGAUGGAGAGUUCCUGUUUAAAUUUGGUUCUCAUGGAGAGGGAAAUGGGCAAUUUAAUGCUCCGACUGGGGUGGCAGUUGAUGCAAAUGGGAACAUCAUUGUAGCAGACUGGGGCAACAGCCGAAUACAGGUGUUCGACAGCGCCGGCUCAUUCUUGUCCUACAUUAACACCACAGCAGACCCCCUGUAUGGACCUCAGGGCCUGGCCCUUACCGCUGAUGGACAUGUGGUGGUGGCAGACUCCGGGAAUCACUGCUUCAAAGUCUACCGAUACUUGCAGUAACACAGGAGGCCAGUUGGUAUGUUUACAAACGAAACCAACAAACAAAUAUUUGCUGAAGACGGAAGAAAUGGACAGGGUGCAAUUUGUUUUUCUCAUCUACAAUCAAGAUUUGCAAAACUUGAGUUCACAUCAGACAAGAACAUACAUGACUACUAUUAGUGGGUUUUCUACUAACACUGUAAAGUUUAACAAAAUGAGGCAAAGGACUCACCAUUUUCUUGUUUUUAAAAACACACACACAAAUCUAAGAUGACAGUUAUGUCUUAUAUCAGGAGACUUAGAAGAUAAAGUAAAUCUUGGUUGUAUAUUCAAAGUUUUUACUUUUAGUGUGUGGAUAAAAACAGCAAAAAAACUUACUUAGCAAAACAAACUGAAGUGUUGCCCAGCAACAGUUUUUCCAAAUGCAUGAUGAUGACUCUUAGUGUAUCAGAUCAUCGGUUAGACAAGAGAGAGGAUCUGUUUAUUUGUGAGAGGGGGAGAGAAGCUGGCAAUUGCUCAUUGACAUAACCAAAAAUAAAAUUAAACAGGGAGCAUCAAUUUAUUUAAUUCCAUUAAUUUCAUAAAAAAAAAAAAAAAAAUUAAUAUGAGAAUGACAACAAGCCAGCCACUGCUAUUGUGUUUAUUCACAUUUGUUGUUGAUUUGUAUAUGUUUAUAAUUAUUUAACUGUUGACUGUAUAUUUAAAUAUAUAUACAAUGCAGAAGAGCAGCUAUUUUGGAUACAGAAACUUUAUUGCAGUACAACGCAGUAGUACUUAGCUAGUAUUGAUUAUUUUGCUGUACGGGUGUAUGAAUCAGAACGAAGUUCACCCCUCAAUAGCAUCCUGGUUAUAUUGGUUUACUCAUCAUGCAUUUUACCUGAUAUGUUCAACUCAGUGUCAGUGACGAUCAUUAAUUGUGAGGGGGUAAUGUUUUAAAAAAUGCUUAAAUAUGUGCUGUAAUCAAACUGAGGUGUGUGCUACCGCUGACAAACAGAUAAUAAGAUAGCCAAUAACUAACAAGUUGCUUAUUGAGGUGCUAGGACUGAGACUUGUUUUGAAUCACCGCCUGUGCUACUGCAAAUUUACUGCAUCCAUAAACUACAAUGAGAGUUCCAUAAAUCCUAUUCCAUUGUUAGUUCAUCCUGCUCCCCGAGAGGGAGAUUCUAGGACUGUAGCUGUCUGUUGGUCAAUAUCACCAAAUGCACCUCAGGUACCAUACUACAGUGCCACCUGUCUGAUAUGAAAAGGGUUGCUGUGGCUACAGUCUCACCUAAUGCAUAGUGUUGAUGAACAAGUACAGUAGCCUGCCCUCAUAAUGAAGACCUUGGUAGAUAAGAACAGACAGUCCCCCAACAGAAACUUUCUGUAACUUUUUCUCCCUUAAUUAAAUUUAAAAAAAAUCUAGAUAGACCUCAAACUUGUCAUAAGAGAAAAACACCAUUAGUAGGAUCUUUGAAAGAGUUGGCUACAGUAUUUAUAUACAUUUUUAACAGCACAAUAUUUAACUUUUUUAUAUCAAUUUAGUUUUUGAUAAUUUAUUUUCUUUUCUAAAUUAUUUUAUCUUUCAAAAAUAUUUUUUCUAAUUUGAAGUAUUUGUUUUGCCAAGGUUGUGGAGUUAACAAAAGAAUAAAGUAAUUGUACUGCAGGGACAUCACAAGCCCCCUAAGAGCUAGCAUUAAUAUGCUCUGUAUCAAAAUGUACUGCAAAGAUUUGGUAUAGAAUGCAUUUCAAACUUUGUAGAGUGUGCCCUGUGUACAUCAGAAAGACAUUGUAGAAAAUAAGAGCUUCACCACCUUAACCCUUUACUGCACUGUGUGGCUUAUACGAAAUGUGAUGCUCUCUUUUUAGACUUUUGUUUUUGGAUUUUCAUUUGGGUUGUAUGUAUAUAUAUAUAUAUAUAUAUAUAUAUAUAUAUAUAUAUAUAUAUAUAUACAGUGCCUUGCGAAAGUAUUCGGCCCCCUUGAACUUUGCGACCUUUUGCCACAUUUCAGGCUUCAAACAUAAAGAUAUGAAACUGUAAUUUUUUGUGAAGAAUCAGCAACAAGUGGGACACAAUCAUGAAAUGGAACGAAAUUUAUUGGAUAUUUCAAACUUUUUUAACAAAUAAAAAACUGAAAAAUUGGGCGUGCAAAAUUAUUCAGCCCCUUUACUUUCAGUGCAGCAAACUCUCUCCAGAAGUUUGAAAUAUCCAAUAAAUUUCGUUCCACUUCAUGAUUGUGUCAAGGUCGCAAAGUUCAAGGGGGCCGAAUACUUUCGCAAGGCACUGUAUGUAUAUAUAUAUAUAUAUAUAUAUAUAUAUAUAUAGACACACACACACACACACACUCACUGAUAAAUUGGUGAUUUGUGGUUGUUUUUACACAGCCACAUAGUUUUAAUUGUUUAAUUGAGUCAUUGUUUUAUUGAUUUAAUAGAAAAGUGUGGAAUGUGGCCAGGUGAUAAUUGAAUUAUUGACUGUCAAUUAGUCCUGGCCACACACUGGACAGUGGCUCCUCCCAUUUAGCUCUGGAGAUGACAGUGGCUCCUCCUCUUUAGCUUUGGAGAUGACAGCGGCUUCUCCCCUUUGGCUCUGGAGGUGACAGCGGCUCCUCCCUCUGACUAUGGAGAUGGCAGUAGCCCUUCCCUCUGGCUAUGGAGACGGCAGCUACCCCACUCCUUUUGGCUCUGGAGACAGCGGUGCUUCUCCCCCUGGUUCUGGAGACAGCAGGGCGGUGCCUGUAUUUAUUUUCAUACAAAACACAAAAUAAAAAAAACAAAACAAAACCUAACUACGUCACGGAGUGCUAACUAAACUUUUACAAGUCCUAGCUAUAAACUGGAUGGCUAAGCCGUUUAACAUAAAAGUAUCACAAUACCUUUCAGGUCUGUCCCCCACUGGCCUUAGCCUUCAUACAGACACAAACCAAACAUUUCACACCUGUUUAUAUAGGGUGGCCAGGGGUAAUUCACAAUCAAUAAUUAAAUACCUGCCUAAUUCUACACUUCUCUAUUAAAUCAAUAAAACAGUGAAUCAAUUAAAUAAUUAAAUUAUGUGGUUGUGUAAAAAAUACCCAUUUAUCAGUGUGCAGGGCCACCUUUGACCAUUGUUCCAUAGUCCAAUUUCUGUGUUCUUGUGCAUUUUUUAGCCUUUUAGUCUUAUUCCCCUUUCUUAACAGAGGUAUUCUUACAGCAACACAUCCUUUAAGUCCUGAUUUCAAGAGUGACCUUGGUACUGUUGAUUUGAUGGACAACGACACCUGUGCCUUCUGCCAGUUCUGUUGUCAAUUCAACGCUUGUCUUCUUUCUAUUCCUUAAGGAUAUUAUCUUCAAGUAUUGCUCAUCCUUGUUAGACAGCUCUUUGGGUCUUCCAGUCCUGGGUUUGUCAAUUACAGAUGAUGUUUCUCUGUACUGGUUGAUUAUGCUUCGGAUACCACACCUUGAAAAUUGAGUGAUGCAAGCUAUUUCAUUCAGUGUUUUGCCUUCUUUAUGCAAGUCAAGGUUGUUAUAAUAGUAGAAAACACUAGUGGAGGCUUUGAGUAAAUUAUUGAUGCUCAUAAUGCAUCAGAGUAGAAAAAUGCAACAUGUCUAAGACUUUUGCACAGCAGUGUACAGUACCGUGAAAAAGUAUUUGCCCCCUGUCUGAUUUUCUGCAUUUUUGCAUAUUUUUGACACUGAAUGUUAUCAGAUCUUCAACCAAAACCUAAUAUUAGAUAAAAGGGACCCUGAGUGAACAAAUAACACAGAAAUUGAUACAUAUUUAAUUUAUUUAUUAAAGAUAGUUAUGCCACACCCAAUGCCCCUGUGUGAAAAAGUAAUCGCCCCUUAGACUCAAUAACUGGUUACGCCACCUUUAGCAGCAAUAACUGCAACCAAACGCUUCCUGUAGUUAUUGAUUAGUCUCUCACAGCGCCGUGGAGGAAUUUUGGCCCACUCCUCCAUGCAGAACUGCGUCAACUCAGUGACAUUUGUGGGUUUUCGAGCAUGAACUGCUCGUUUCAGGUCCUGCCACAACAUCCCAAUGGGGUUUAAGUCUGGACUUUGACUAGGCCAUUCCAAAACUUUAAAUUUCUUGUUCUUCAACCAUUCUGAUGUAGACUUGCUUGUGUGUUUUGGAUCAUUGUCUUGCUGCAUGACCCAGCUGCACUUCAGCUCACGGACAGAUGGCCUGACAUUCUCCUGUAGAAUUCUCUGAUACAGUGCAGAAUUCAUGGUUCCUUCAAUGAUGGCAAGGCGUCCAGGUCCUGAUGCAGCAAAGCAUCCCCAAACCAUGACACUACCACCACCAUGCUUGACCGUUGGUAUGAGGUUCUUACUGUGGAAUGCAGUGUUUGGUUUUCACCAGACAUAACGGGGCCCAUGUCGGCCAAAAAGUUCCACUUUUGACUCAUCUGUCCAUAGAACAUUGUUCAGAACUCUUGAGGAUCAUCCAGGUGCUUUUUGGCAAACUUGAGACGAGCAUUCAUGUUCUUCUUAGUGAGCAAUGGUUUCCACUUUGUUACUCUGUCAAGAAUCCCAUUUUUGCCCAGUGUCUUUCUGAUGGUGGAGUCAUGAACACUGACCUUAGCUGAGGCGAAAGAGGCCUGCAGAUCCCUGGAUGUUGUUCUAGGGUUCUUUGUGACUUCCUGGACGAUUUUACGCCUUGCUCUUGGAGAGAUUUCGGCACGACGGCCACUCCUGGGAAGAUUCACUACUGUCCCAAACUUUCUCUAUUUGGACAAUAUGGCUCGGACUGUGUUUCGGUGGAGCCCCAGAGCCUUAGAAAUGGCUUUGUAACCCAUUCCAGACCGAUAGGCAUCAACAACUUUUUUCCGGAGGUCUUCAGGAAUUUCUUUUGUUUGUGGCAUGAUGUGCCUCUAGAACCUGUGUGCUGACAACUUCACUCUGAUGGUAAGGGCCAAAGUUAGUCAGAUUUAUAUUGGGCAGGGCUGGCCCAAAACAGGCCUGGUUGUUAACCAAAGUACUCAAACAGCUGACCCUAAUUAUUCCUUUAAUUGGGUUGAGUUAACUAGGUGGAGCAAUAACUUUUUCACACCUGAAGAUUGCAUGUUUGAUUAACUUGCACACCAAACAAAUGAAAGAAGCACCAAAUUUUGGUGUCAUUUUUUCUGUCAGACUCCCUCUAUAUACUACUACAACCCACAAAAAGAUUUGACCAAAUACAAUGUGAAAAAUGUGCAAAAAUGCAGAAAAUCAGACAGGGAGCAAAUACUUUUUCAUGGUACUGUAUAUAUAAGAACAUAAGAACAUAUAUAUAUAUAUAAAAAAUGUCCACCCUCAAUGUCAUUCCAGCAGGAAAGGGUGUUAGAAAUUCCAGUAGAGCAGCGGUGCUUUUACACUGACCAGAGCUGGCUAUGCUGGUUGGGACUGAUUACAGCUGGCUUGUAUUCCUGUGCUAGGUUUGGAGAGUGCAGGAGAAAAAAAAUGUAAUUUGCACAAGAUGGAGUAAAAAAACCAUUUGAAUCAAAGAUAAAUUCAACAUUAAAAGAGACAAUAAGAAAAGUGUUGUGUAUAUCACAAGUAUCCAGUUACCAACUACCCCAGAUGAUUGUCAGUAAUUGCUACAUUUUGUUUAGCUGGGUUACAUGAGUAACAAGAAAUGCUUAGUUUGGGACAGACAUGUUCAAGUUUCCUGAAGCAGGCGUGGGCAACAUUGACCUUUUUGUCCAAUUCUUUGUUCCAAUGAUGUUCCAAAGUGCCAUUUAAACCUGUAACCAUGCCCUAAAGUAUUUCAUUUGACCUAUUAUCCUGAGCUUGCCCACUUCACUGCUCCAAAGUUAGGAAUGUUGCAGUUGAAAAGCAAAGAGAACUUACUGAUACAGUAGUUAUAUGUCAAAUAAAUAAAUAAAUAAAUACAGCAAUGCAAUUUAAAAAAAUAGGAAAAUAAAUGUCCAGCACAGUGGAGACAACAAGUAUAAAUGUUUGAUAUUGUAUUAAUUGACUGCUAGUGUUUCUAAGAGCCCUGCUACUUGCAAAUAGAUUUGAUGCUAAGAAUUACCACUAUUACAUCUUUAAGCCUCCAGUCAAUGCACACAGCUUGGGAGUCAUUACGCUGUAGGUUGAGGGUGAGGCAAUUGUAUUAUGUUACUGACAGAUCGACUUAAAGUUAAUUCUCAAUACAGUUUAAUCUCUGCUUGAAGGGUUUGCAUCUGUGCUGUACAUACCAUACUGUUAGCCUCAAUAACCCUGACGGUGUUACCAAGCAAUGUAUAGCGUAUUACAAGGGAAUGAAAGAAACAGUUCCCUUCCUUUUACUGACUCAAUGUGUACAGUACACAUGCGUUUGCAUUGUAGCAGCAGCCAUAAAAAUCGAGGGUAUUGCUAUAGAAACCAGUGUAGGCCUGUCAUUUUAGUAGCCUAGUGUUGCUGUAACACUGAUUAAUUUACUAAAAAAAAUACUGUUUAAUGAAGUAUUUGUUUUAAACACAUUUGAAUGAAAUGAGAUGAAAUGGGUCUGUCUAUUAAAUCUGAUACCCUGUACUCCUUGGCAUGUUGUUUUGAGAACUAACACUUUUCCUUUGGUUUCCAGUGGGGUUUGGAUACUUUUGAUGUCAGGGGUUUACAAAGCAACUUAGAAGGUUUUCAACCCUUCAGGUUCGAAUGACCCAACCCUUCUAAUCAACCACAAUUCACACGAAGAGGCUUCUUUAUCAUGUUUUAUUUGUAUAAAGUAGUGUUCCAUGUCAGAGUGCUAGUUUGCCCCAUCGCUUCCUUCACUUUUUUGGUCUCAGCAAGAACGGUUGAUGAAGAAUUCUUAUUGCAGGACAAACCAUUACCCAGAUGAGACAUCAUAGCACAUCUGUUUAAUAGCCAUUUUAUCUCUGCAUUAAAGGUUUGUACAGUAUGUUGUAGAACAAUAAGAUUAUUUUAUAAAGGUGUCUGAAACAUUAGGCCUAACAUUAAAGAACAAGACAAGAGAUGCAAACUUAAGUAUAGUAGUAGAUUUAUCUUUAAUAAAAUGCAAUUGAGCCUGAAAUGCCAGGGCAAUCUGAGACAAGAAAUCUCUUGUAUUAGCACUUCCUGUUGGAGCAAUGAAUGUAAAGGUAUUCACAGCCCUUUCAGUAAUAUUAUUCAGUGCACUGCUACUGUAUAUUAAAUGUGGAAACUUUUACUGUGUGGUUGUAAUUCUCUACUGUAUACGUAUGAAGACAUACAGGGUCAGUAUUGAGAGCGGGACGGUUACAAAACCCAACAUUUUAAGUCCACUUGAAUGCUGUUUCCUUCGGCUGAGUCCUGCACUUCAUUCAUAAUUGUAAACCAUAAAUAGUAAACCUUG
Messenger RNA from Acipenser ruthenus (sterlet), 9927 nucleotides. Its product is annotated as tripartite motif-containing protein 3-like. Gene Ontology annotation, biological process: protein polyubiquitination; proteasome-mediated ubiquitin-dependent protein catabolic process; negative regulation of translation. Bases 387 to 2696 code for a protein of 769 amino acids. Lineage: Eukaryota; Metazoa; Chordata; Actinopteri; Acipenseriformes; Acipenseridae. The transcript is spliced from 14 exons. The record is from RefSeq and is a predicted model, not a curated record. Gene Ontology annotation, molecular function: ubiquitin protein ligase activity; translation repressor activity; protein binding.